AUGUUAGGUAGCAACGAAUAGACAGUGACCAUUAUUACUGUACACUGUUCCUAUUAUUUCAAUCAAUUUAUUUACAGUAGUGUAGUGAUUUGUCAAAAAUAAUCAGGAUUGAUUUUCUCAGAAAUGGCUACUCAAGUUCGUCCAACAACAAGAUUCCAACCACCAGAUUGGUUCACCAAUAACUACACCAUUUCAACCAAUGCUGAAAGACAGAGAGAUGCUUCACAUCAAGUUAGACAAGAAGGUCGUUUUUUAACCAAUGAAACUGAUAAUCAAACAAAAUGGGACCAACACUCCAACAAUGUUAGGCUUGCUGAUCGGGUUGAUCAUAUUAGGAAAUGGAAAGAAAUCUUAGAGAAAACCCUUGCUGAUUUAGAUCAGGAAAUAGCAGAUUUAUCUGAUUCUAAGGAACUUACUGAACAGGCUCUUGAAGCCAAGAAUCUUCCUUUAGAUGUAGCAGUAGAAUGUUUAACAUUACGUGAGGGGAGACAAGGUAUUGAUAUUGUUCAAGAUGAAGCAGAAAAUCAACUACACAAGGAAGUUGAAGUGAUAGAAGGAAUUAGGAAGAAUUUACAACAAAGAGUUUCAGAUUCAUUUGAACAGAUUUGUCUAUUACAAGAAGCAAGACAACAAAUUCAAGCUGAUUUACAAGAUAAAAACAUAGCUCUUGGUAUUGAUAUAGAUCAAUAUAAUUUAACUGAUAGAUCACCUAAUAUUAGUUAUAAACCAGAUAGCUUAAGAGUUCCUAAAGGAAGCACAACACCUCAACAAUGGGAAGAUUUUAGUCGAUAUAACAAAGAAAGGGCCGAUGCUGAGAUGCAAGCAUCAGGUAGACUAAGAGAGGCAAUUCACCACACUCUUCAAAAAACUGAUAAUGAUUUAGAGGCUCAGAAAAUUGCCACAGAAUUUGCUCUCAGGAAGAGAAUUCAUGAAUUUGAAAGAGCAAAAGAUGAAUUGGAAUGGCAGAAGAAAAAUACUGAAGAUGAAAUAGCAGAGCUAGAAAAUGACAUCAGAAAAUUAGCUGAAGCUAUUAGAGCUAAAACUAAUCCAAUGAAAUUAGCUCAAACCAGAUUAGAGAACCGUACAUACAGACCUAAUGUAGAAUUAUGCCGAGAUGCUCCUCAAUAUGGUUUAACUGAUGAAGUCAAGCAACUUGAAGCUACAAAGAAAGCUUUAGAAGAGAAACUGAAACAAGCACAACAUGCUUUAGAUGGUUUAGAGAAGAACUUGCACAGAAUCAAUGAUGAUUUGGCCCUGAAGAACAAUUCUCUUAUGUUGGACAAACGUAAUAUGAGUGUACGAGAAAAACUGAAUGCCAGACCACAAACCAGUGUUGAAAGAAAUUUAACACUUACUGGCAUUGAAAGAGAAAAAACAAAAGUUUUAGCAUAAAUCUCUUAAAUUAUGCAAGUUUUAUCUUCAUUUUAACAUUCAUCACUUCUGCAAUAAGUUGAUUGUAGAAAAACUUUAAUUAUAAAGCAUUAAAUUUGCAGCAUUUCUGUAAAUUAUGAGACUGAACUGCUGAAAUCAAACCUGAAUAAAGUUUAUAAGUAUCUGAACCAUUUCAGUUGAACUGAAAAACUCAUUUAAAUUAUUUGUUGUGAUAAGUAGAGAUCAUGUAAUAUAUUUUCAACUGAUUGGCAAUGUGUGAUAUGUAUAUAUACAAUAUAUUUAUAGAUUUUUAAACUAUGCUUACUAUAUUGUACAUAAUGCUUUGGGCUUAGAGAAAUAAAUCUUAUACAUGCAUA
Lottia gigantea (owl limpet) is the source of this 1748-nucleotide messenger RNA. RefSeq lists its product as hypothetical. The transcript is spliced from 6 exons. Lineage: Eukaryota; Metazoa; Mollusca; Gastropoda; Lottiidae. Gene Ontology annotation, cellular component: microtubule cytoskeleton; nucleus. Gene Ontology annotation, biological process: cilium movement involved in cell motility; cilium assembly. The coding region runs from base 124 to 1392 and encodes 422 amino acids. The record is from RefSeq and is a predicted model, not a curated record.